GGUUUCUACCUGGUUGUCUUCCUGGUUUUUCGGUGUGAAGAGGUUUCUUUCUCUUUCUGCCUGUUGUAAACAACUAAAGACUUCAGUGUCUCCAGAAUGUGUUUUUAUGAUCGCAGUGUUUUGAUGUAAACUGUCGUUGGAGACUUUAAUCUGACGCGUCGAGGCUUUUAAAGUGAAACCAGCGGGAGGAUCAAAGUGCUCCGUCGGUCACCAUGAGAGCAGAAGCGUUCCUCCUCUGUGUGUUCCUCCGGCUGACCGAGCCCGCCGCUCCGCCGGCAGCAGAGCAGCACGACACGGCGUCUCUCAGGUCGAUGCUGGACGACUUUGAAGUGCUGCCUCUCUCCGGCCUGCAGACGCACUCCGUCCACCGCCGCGACGCCCAGACACAGACUCACCUGGAGAAGCUGCUCAGCUUCACCGCCCUGCAGAGACAGUUCAGACUCUACCUGAGGACCAACGAUCAGCUGUUCACUGAGGACUUCAGAGCCGUGGUCGUGGACGAGGACGGCGUUGAGCGUCCCGUCUCCGUGAACAGACACCACUACUUCACGGGACACGUGAUCGGAGAGGAGAACUCUCGGGUUCAGGCUCACAUGGACGACCACGAGUUCUCUGCUCACAUCCUCACCGACGACCACGAGUACAACGUGGAGCCUCUGUGGAGGUUCACGUCGGCGCCCCCUGAUGGUCGUCUGCUGGUCUACCGCUCAGAGGACAUCAGGAACCUGAGCCGCCUGCAGCAGCCUUCAGUCUGCGGCUACGUGACCUCUGACCUCCUGCCCGACGGCGUGAGAACCACCUUGUUGGAGGAACAAGAGGAAGAAGAGUCGUCGUUCAGAGUGAAGCGUCAGCUGCCCGACCACCGGAGGAACACCUGUGCUCUGCUGCUGGUGGCCGACCAUCGCUUCUUCAAACACAUGGGCCGCGAGGAGGAGAGCACCACCCUCAACUACCUGAUCGAGCUGAUCGACCGUGUGGACGACAUCUACAGAAACACGUCGUGGGACGAUGAGUUCGUGGGCUACGGCGUUCAGAUCCAGCAGAUCAUCAUCGAGAAGAGUCCGACUCCGGUCGCUCCGGGAAGCCACUUCAACAUGAGAGGGAGUCCAGUGAAGGGUCGAGGAGUCUGGGACGUCAAGAAGCUGCUGGAGGAGUUCAGUGUGGACAUCGCAGAGAAAGCCUCCAACGUCUGCCUGGCUCACCUCUUCACCUACCAGGACUUCGACGAGGGGACUCUGGGUCUGGCCUACGUGGCCCCGUCCAAACCGGACAUCCCCGGAGGUCUCUGCUCCAAAGCCUGUCUGUCAUCGACCAACGAGCAGAGGAACAUCUACCUGAACACGGGCCUGACCAGCACCAAGAACUACGGCAAGACCAUCCUGACCAAGGAAGCCGACCUGGUGACGACUCACGAGCUCGGACACAACUUCGGAGCGGAGCACGACCCGGACAACAUCCCGUACUGCGCCCCGCGGGAGGACCGGGGGGGGAAGUACGUCAUGUACCCCAUCGCCGUGAGCGGGGACCACGUCAACAACAAGAUGUUCUCUAACUGCAGCAAACGCUCCAUCGUGAAGCGCCUGAGGUCCAAGGCUCCGUCCUGCUUCAGGCAGAGGAACGUCAACGUGUGCGGUAACUCUCGGGUGGAGCAGGGCGAGGAGUGCGACCCGGGUCUCCUGCACAUCAACACGGACCGCUGCUGCACCGCCGAGUGCCGCCUGACCGCCGGAGCUCAGUGCAGUGACAGGAACAGUGCGUGCUGUAAAAACUGCAUGUUCGAGUCCGAAGGGGAAGUGUGUCAGGAGCCCAUCAACGCCACCUGUAAAGGUCACUCGUACUGCACAGGAAACAGCAGCGAGUGUCCUCCUCCGGAGAACGCCGCCGAUAAGACCGUGUGUCUGGACAGCGGCGAGUGUCUGAACGGAGAGUGUGUCCCGUUCUGUGAGGCCAUCCUGAGUCUGCAGCCCUGCGCCUGCAACGAAACCAACUCCUCCUGUACAGUCUGCUGUCGCGGCGGCGGUGGCGUCUGCGCUCCGUACCAGGACUCCUCGGGCGACUUCCUGUUCCUGCGUAAAGGGAAACCCUGCACCGUGGGCUUCUGUGACGGAGCGGGGAGGUGCAUGAAGCAGGUCCAGGACGUGGUGGAGCGACUGUGGGACUUCAUCGACAAACUGGACAUCAACACGUUGGGGAAGUUUCUGGCCGACAACAUCGUGGGCUCGGUGGUGGCGUUCUCUCUGCUGUUCUGGGUUCCAUUCAGCAUCCUGGUCCACUGUGUGGACAAGAAGCUGGAUAAACAGUAUGAACAGAACACCAAGUCUCUGUUCUUCCCCAGUAAUGCCGAGCUCCUGAGCAGCCUGGAGUCGGCAUCAGUUCGGAUCUUCAAACCUCCAACCUUCCCCACCAGCACCUCCUCCGCUGGGCUGCGUUUCCAGGCGUCCAGCCCCCAACAGACCAGCACCCCUCCGGGCCCCGACCCCGCCCAUGACUCCUCCCCCGACACAGGCCCCGCCCCUCUGGACAGCCCCCGCAUGGCCACCAUCCAGGAGGACCCCAGCUUGGACUCACACCUGGACCAGGAGUCUCUGGAGGAGGCGUUCGGCCGGCCGGCGGGGUCGACUCAGCGCUCCUUCGAGGACCUGACGGAGAAAGGUGUGACGAGUCGCAGCGGGAAGGCGAUGUUCAGACUGCAGAGACAACAUCAGAUAGACACCAAGGAGACGCAGUGCUGAGAGGACACACCUGGAGAGAGAGGACACA
Anoplopoma fimbria (sablefish) is the source of this 2760-nucleotide messenger RNA. It is a transcript of the gene adam17b, whose product is annotated as ADAM metallopeptidase domain 17b. The record is from RefSeq and is a predicted model, not a curated record. Gene Ontology annotation, molecular function: metalloendopeptidase activity. Gene Ontology annotation, biological process: membrane protein ectodomain proteolysis; Notch signaling pathway. NCBI's taxonomy places the organism in Eukaryota, Metazoa, Chordata, Actinopteri, Perciformes, Anoplopomatidae. Gene Ontology annotation, cellular component: plasma membrane.